Messenger RNA from Phytomonas sp. Hart1, 819 nucleotides. Lineage: Eukaryota; Euglenozoa; Kinetoplastea; Trypanosomatida; Trypanosomatidae. The record is from the annotation of a GenBank genome assembly.
AUGUCAGCAAACAAAACAUUAGUCCCGGACGAUGAAGUCGACGAGCUCUCCUACCACUGUGUGCUCUACAACAUCCCCUUCGACCUGGCCGUCUCGAAGAUUGUCGAAUACAUCCUCCCCCCCGCGGAAUCCGCCUUCCUAACCGAGCUGAAAGAUCUUCAGGUGCAGCUCAUAACCCGACAACUUUGCACCUACAAAGAACAGCUCGAUACAAAGUUUGGCUUUUUUGAUUACGUCAUCCUUUCCGAAAACAAACUAGAGCGGGAGGCGAAAUUGAAGGUUCAUCGUUUAGUUCUCGACUGGAUUGCGCAAGGCUUGAUGCGAUCGCUUCAAGCCGUUGAAUGCAGUGCGCGGCUCGCGCAGCCGUCUUACUGCCAUUCCGCAAGUCGUUUUCUCGAAUGGAUGGGUCAACACUGCAAGAUUGUGACCCCGGAGUACACCAAAGAUCCUCAAAAAAUCCGGACAUUUUUACUAUCGCACGUUCAUUUUUUACGAGAAAAGGACAGCGAAACGGGCUCCCGCGAGGUAGAAGGCAAUGGGGUGGCGACCUUUUCGGUUUCCUGUCUAGCCCCCAAGGAAAUUGUUUGGCUCAAACGCACCCUUCUGAAAUUUCCGCCCAUUUUGGUGACUAAUGGCGACUUAUCUACCACACGCGUCGAUCCAAAGCAGUUGUUGGAUUUUUUUCACCAAGCCCUUGGCCCUUUGAUAAGGGUUUGUGUUAGUAGCGUGUCCAAUCCGAUUGAGAUCGGUGGAGGGGAUGAGGUGAAAGAGGUGAACUCGAAAAUAAAGGAGCAAAAUAAUAUCCUCGAGGGUAAGUAG